CUUCUUUGAUUUAGGUUGCCGUUUAAGCCUUUUAACUGCCAGAAUGUCAGUUAAAAUGCCGUCUGCGGCCGUUGUCAUAGCUGUGAUGUUGCAGAUCGGUUUUCACCAGUGCAGCGCACAGUUAUCAUCGGGUGCAACAUUCAAAUGCCAAUCCAAAUUUGGCUACUUUGUCGACCCAGCAGACUGUGGGAAAUAUUACAUCUGUAGUUUCGGAAAUGGCGUGCAGCAAACAUGCCCCGAUGGAUUACAGUUUUCCUUGCGAUUACGAAAUUGUGAUUGGACGCGAAAUGUGAAAUGCAUUCAGCAUAAUGGUUAUACGUAUCGCGAAGGUGAAGGUUAUCUAACACCUGGUACAACAACCGAUGUUUCCACGACACUGGACAUCAACCUCUUUCCUUUAAGCAGCACAUCCCAGCUCAAAGGUAAUACAGAAGAGCCAAAACUGGAGAUAAGCCCGGCAGAACCGUGUACCAAGUCCACCUGCCAACCCCCCAGUUGCCGGUGCGGUAGCACCGAUACUCCCAACGCCAUGGAUCCCGAUGACAUUCCGCAGAUGAUCCUAUUGACCUUCGAAGGUGCCGUGACUGACUCGGCAAUGAACGUGUAUAAGAAUACGCUCACGAGAAAAAAUCCCAACAACUGUCCCAUCCGAGCGACGUUUUUCGUAUCCCAUGAAUGGACGGACUACUCCCAUGUCCAAAAUCUGGCGAAUCAAGGAAACGAAAUCGCAGUGCUAGGAGUAUCGAUGAAGUAUAGUGGCAAUCGGUCAAUGAAUUCCUGGGAAGACGAAGUCCAAGGUCAGCGCAGGAUCCUAAGCAAAUUUGCCAACAUACCUGAGAGGGAAAUCAGAGGCAUGCGUGCUCCUUAUCUGUCCAUCGGCGGCGACAAUCAGUUCCAGAUGUUGAGCAAUAACGAAUUCGUCUAUGACUCAUCGAUGCCGGUCUUUGAAAACGAACCACCUUUUUUUCCAUUCACGCUGGACUAUCGCAUUAACAACGUCUGCAUGGUGGAUCCAUGCCCUAGUGGCUCUUUCCAGGGCAUCUGGGAGAUGCCCAUCGUGAUGUGGAAUGAUCGGUCAGGAGACCGAUGCAAUACGGUGGAUACAUGCACUGAUCCAAAGAAUCAACAAGAAGUAUACGAACUCUUGAUAUCCAACUUCGAGCGACACUACACCAACAACCGCGCGCCGUUUAAUAUUUUCACUAGCGAGGCUUGGCUCUCUAAAGAAAUAAAUCAGCGAGCGUUCCGCGAGUUCCUGGAUACUGUGUUGGAUCAGACGGACCAGGCGCAAUAUCGUAAUGUUUACUUCGUCACCAUGAGCCAAGCGAUACAGUGGAUGAAGACACCCACUGAUUACGGUGAUAUCAAAACCUUUAAGCCCUGGCAGUGCACCGACACACCCAAAACCCAGCCCUGUAGGAAGCCCAACCCCUGCACUCCCUGGUUCGAGAAGAACAAAGAGAUCCGUCCCAUGAAAACAUGCCAGAAAUGCCCCAAAAACUAUCCAUGGGUUGGUAAUGCAUACGGUCAUUAAGACGUUGUGUCAGGCAUUCUGAUCAAUUAACACGUCAUAUAUAACUGUGCUACCUCAUGUGAUGGCAUGCAUGUUUUACGUCGCUCAUGAUAUCGUCCCGUUUAUUUAACUUUCGUGCUAUACCUUUAUAGCUCUGAUGUCGUCGUCGAAUACUUGUUAACUUUACCUUGUACAGACUGUACAGCUGAUCAUGACUGAGAGCGGUAUUCCA
Messenger RNA from Paramacrobiotus metropolitanus, 1745 nucleotides. RefSeq names its product chitin deacetylase 7-like. The record is from RefSeq and is a predicted model, not a curated record. Gene Ontology annotation, cellular component: extracellular region. Lineage: Eukaryota; Metazoa; Tardigrada; Eutardigrada; Parachela; Macrobiotidae. Gene Ontology annotation, molecular function: chitin binding; hydrolase activity, acting on carbon-nitrogen (but not peptide) bonds. Gene Ontology annotation, biological process: carbohydrate metabolic process. The transcript is spliced from 5 exons. Bases 44 to 1534 code for a protein of 496 amino acids.